This is a messenger RNA of Dufourea novaeangliae, 1341 nucleotides long. RefSeq names its product clusterin-associated protein 1 (gene Cluap1). Bases 37 to 1341 code for a protein of 434 amino acids. Lineage: Eukaryota; Metazoa; Arthropoda; Insecta; Hymenoptera; Halictidae. Gene Ontology annotation, cellular component: intraciliary transport particle B; centrosome; cilium. The transcript has 6 exons. Gene Ontology annotation, biological process: cilium assembly. The record is from RefSeq and is a predicted model, not a curated record.
GCAGUUGUUUACAAGUGAUACCUUUUUUACUCAAGAAUGUCGUUUCGGGACUUAAGAAAUUUCACGGAGAUGAUGCGUGUGCUCGGUUAUCCGAGACUGAUAUCCAUUGGAAAUUUUCGCUUGCCAAAUUUUCCGCUGGUUGCGGAAAUUCUCGUUUGGUUGGUCAAAAUGUUUGAUCCAGACGCGGACGUGCCCAGCGAACAUAACACCGAGGAAGAACGUAUCGCGUUGAUACGUAUCGUUGCUGAAUUUAUGGCAGUGAAACCAAAUGUCAAGUUAAAUACAAAAAAAAUAUACCAGGCGGACGGCUACGCUGUAAAAGAGUUAUUAAAAAUAACAACAUUAUUGUACGACGCUCAGAUUAAUAGUAACAAUAAUAACAAAAUAACUUCAGAUGAUAAUUUCAAUGUAGCAAGUUUUGAUAUAUCUGGUAAAAUAAACGAAUUAAGAACGACUAGACAAUUAGUCAGGCAAUUGACUGUCACCGGUGCGUCGCUGUUUGAUUUAUUAGGGCGCGAAGUUGAUCUACGAGAAAUUCGUAAUUUGAAAGUGGCUAGAGAAUUCGACACCUCCGAAAUUGAAACAGCGUUAAAAAAUGUUAUUGAAAGUAUGCAGACAGAAAUCGCUGAUACCAAGAAGCAAAUUGACAAUGUUAAGGAUACAGAGCAGAAUUUAGAUGUAAGGAUAGAAAGAAGACGUAUAGAGCUUGAUAGAAACCAGAAAAGACUGCAGACAUUGAAAAAAGUUCGUCCAGCGUUCAUGAAAGAGUUUGAUAAGCUUGAAGUCGAACUGAGAUCAUUGUACGAAGAUUAUUUGCAAAAAUUUCGCUAUCUUGCCUUUCUUGAGCAUUUGUACGAAGAUUCUGCCAAAGUAGAACAAGAAAGAUUUGAAAGGCGACAAGAAGCAACUAGGAAGCAGUUAGAAAAGAUGCGAGCAGAAGACGCCAGUUUUGAGAGCAUGAUGGAAGGAAAUGAUUCUAUAUUACCAACGAAUCUUCAAGAACCUCCACCUCCACUCAGUGACAUGGAGAAUACUGAAAGGAGAACUACGAAAAGCCGAUUAAAAUCAGCCAGCCGUGCAUCGAGAAUACAGAUAUCCCAGCGUCGGAUUUAUGGUAGCAUGUCGGGACGUCAAAAAGGAACGAUCCAGGAAUCGAACGAGAGUGGUGGUUCACUGGACAGCGAUAGCGAUUUGUUGAUCGACGGCGAUCUAGACGACGACGAUGACGACGAUGACAUCUUAGAUUCCGUAGGAGGAACGGAAAUCGGGAAUUUUGAUUUGAAGGUUGGACAAGAAAAACGAGCUGUUAGUAAGUUAGAUCAUUCCGAUGAGGAUUUUUAA